Molecule: messenger RNA, 3084 nt
Organism: Closterium sp. Naga37s-1
Lineage: Eukaryota; Viridiplantae; Streptophyta; Zygnematophyceae; Desmidiales; Closteriaceae
Source: the annotation of a GenBank genome assembly
AUGCACAUCCCUUCAGAGUGGGUCAACACCCUCCCUUUCACCAGCCCCAUCCUCCCGCCCUUCACCAUACUCAUCAAGGGCACCAAGCGGGAAACAGCAGGCAAGUUCAUGGCAAAGCCAGUCACCCUCUUCGCGUACCCUUCCAAUCUGCCCCAAUCCCUGGGAUGCGGUGUGGAGCUAGCUUUUACUGUCAACUUCACCUUCUCCCUCGUUCCCCAGUCCGGCGCUGCCGGUUCAAACGGCUUUGCGUUUGUCAUCGCAGCAAAGGCCAAAGUGGGGAGGGGCGACGGCGUGGGGUAUGGCGGGGUGGGAGCGCGGAGCCUAGCCGUGGAGUUUGACACGUUUCAGAAUGGUAACCACAGCGAUGCGAGCAGGCAGCACGUGGGGUUGAACAUCAACGGCCUGGAUCGAUCCUUGGUCUCUGAGGUGUCCCCAUACACUCUCACGGAUGGCAAUGCGUACACGGCAUGGGUGGACUAUGAGCCUGGGGAGCCUGGGGAUCCCGGCACCAUGCGGGUGUUUCUAGCUGGCUCCAUGACGAAGCCAGAGGAGCCGCUGCUGCAGGAGGAGCUGUCUCUGUGUGCGGUGCUGCAGGGUGGUGUGCGGCAGGGCGCGUUUUACUUUGGUUUUGUGGCGUCCACUACGGUGAAACCGUUCCAGCUGCAUGGGAUUGUGCGCUCUGCCGUGCAAACAGGCGUUAUUCCACUCAAGUCAGUCCGCAUCAAACAGCAAGCCCGUGGCCUCGCACUCUCAUUGGCCACAUACGCGGCGCCUAGAGCCAGCCCCUUCCUGCGCUAUGUGAGCACGGACUAUGAGCUGGCGUCCAACAACCAGGACUCGUGGCGCAUCCGUGACUUUCACACCUGGGACUCUGUGGACUUCCUCGGAUGGUCCGUCAAGGACCAGGCCAACUGCAAUGCAUGCUGGGCAUACGCAGUGGUGGCGAGCAUAGAAGCAGCGUACGGCAUUGCAAGGCAUCAGAGUGCGCCCCAGCUAUCAAUGGAGCCGCUGUUUGCAGCCAUGGGGCUGGCUGGCUUUGAGCGCACAUCAUUCAAGGGGUAUGUGGGGCUCAUGCUGGCAGUGCGGCGGCAGCCAGUGGUGGUUCACAUCGAAGCCUCUGCUGCCACGUUUGUCGCCUACGAUGGGACGUUCAAGUACCAGGAUCCUGAGUGCUACACUGGCAAUCUGAACCACGUUGUACUCGUUGUAGGGUACUUCAUUAAUAGAAACGACGGCAGCCAGAGCCGCAUUGCCCCGCCGUUUUGGAUCAUCCGCAACUCGUGGGGAGAGGAGUGGGGAGUCAGGGGCCACAUGCGCAUGGACAUUCAGGGAGGGGAUGGCGUGUGUGGUAUCAACGUGCUGCCUGGCAUCUACCCCGUUGUCAAGAUUCCGGGGGACCCCUGCGGCAAUAGCAGCUACAAGGGCGACCAGGAUCUCUCCGGCAUGAACCCGUGCGGUCGGUUCCGGUGCAAUGCGGUUGAUGACAGCAGCUAUACGUGCAGCUGCACAAUAGAAGGAGCUGCUCGGCAGCCUUUUGUAGAGGCUGACAACGGGGAUGGCUCCAGCACAUGUGCCUAUGUGGACGUGUGUGGGUCAUACUUCAAGAACCCCUGCUACGUCGGUACAUGCAUCAACGACGGCAGAGGCUCCUACUCCUGCAUCUGCCCUCUCAACUACGUGGAAAGCACAACUGUCUAUGACACCCCCACCUGCGACCCAGUCAACACCACAGCCUCCAGCAUGGCAGUCAGUGGAGACAACUGGUUGUGCUCAGAUGUUUACCCGCUUGUCGGCAUCUCACUGGCUGAUUUCACACUCCAGAAUGAGGCUGUGGACUGCAGCGGGCCCUUGCCCAGGGGCACGGUCCUUCAACUGAGUGGCACGCCCGCCACACCCUGCACUACCUUCUUCUACUCCCUCCAUGGGGACCUCUGUUCCACCAUCGCCGAUCAGGCCAGCUUAGAUGAACUUUCUCUUCCUGCGCUCAACCCCGGGCUUGACUGCUCCGAGCCCAUCAAGGCGGGCAGUUCGGUGUGCAUUGAGCGUAACCCCGCUUUUGCCUUCACCGUCCCCGAGUGUGUGAAACACGGGAUGCUCACGCCGCAAGACACGUGCGAACGGCUGCUUCAGAGGACCGUCAACGAGCCUAACCUGAGUGCAGACCACUGGGCUGAGCUCUACCGCAACAAUCCCGGCCUCACUUGCUCUGACAGCAUCCCUGCCUCUGCCUCUGUUGUUGGCAGCAAGAUCGGCGUGCAGGUAAGGUCUUCUGCGGAGAAAGCGUCUAAGGGCGAAACGGCAGUGUCUGUGCCAGAAAGCGUCUAUCUCCUACGACCCAAAGUUUCAGAUUGGGACGCAAAGCGAGCAGCACACAUAGCGGCGAACCCGGGGUGCAACCGAACGUCAAAGGGCAAGCCACGGGUGAUGAUGGUGACAGGGUCCAACAACAAGCCGUGCGGGGAGCACGGCGAGAGUGACUUUCUGCUGCUCAAAUUCCUCAAGAAUAAGCAGGACUAUGCACGAAUCCACGACCUCCAGAUCUUUUAUGGCAUGGGUCCCAUGAACAAGAAUUUCCCCGCGUUCUGGGUCAAGAUUCCUCUGCUGCGCAUGCUCAUGCUCAAGUACCCGGAGGUGGAGUGGUUCUUCUGGAUUGAUUCAGACGCCAUGAUCACAGACAUGGCUUUUGAGUACCCAAUAGAGGAACACUCGUCUGCCACCGUCGUCCUAUCUGGCUUCCCGGAUUCCCUCUUCAAGAAAAAGGACUGGGUGGCCAUUAACACUGGAGCUUUCUUUAUCAGAAACAGCCAGGAUGGGUUGGACUUCUUGGAUGACUGGUCAACGUUUGGCAGCAGUGAGGCAGUGCGCUCGCAAUGGGGCACUGUUGCCAGCAAAACGUUGCAUGGUCGUGCUGAUUGGCCAGUGGAUGAUCAGACGGCUCUGGUCCUGCUGCUGCUGGGGGAGGGGGAGACCCCUGAAAACAAGAAGAAGGGUGUGACGCUUCGCAAGGACAAAUGGCUUCCGCGUAUUGAGAUCGAUUGGCGGACAACCUUGCAUGGUUACUGGGUGUCCUUUGUUGACAAGUAA